AUGACAGAUCAACCGCAGAGUCUCAAAGAGCUCUUGCAAGCAGCAAAGGCACAGAAACAAUCAAUAGAGCACAGCGCGGAGCCCAACAGCGAUGCGUACCGUCAGGAAGUGUCCGAGACUAUCAACAAGCUACAAGAAUGUCAGAGAUUGAUCAGUCAGCUGUCGCUUUUCAGUUCAAACGAAGGUUUAGAGGACGUGUCAACCUCCAACUUACAGUUCUUAACAGUCGAUUACCUCCUAGCUGAAGUCGUUCAGCGUACCUCGUCGACCGAUCGAGAAUCCGUAUUGCGCCGCGCCCUAGGAGACUACGAAAAGUUCCUGACGCGGCUUGACGAUUAUAGACUGUUAUCAGACCGCGAUAAAAAACUCUUCGAACAAUACACGGAAAACCCUGCGCGGUUUUCGAUCGCUUCCAAGAACGAUGCCGCCAACAGACGUGAAGUAAAAGUCGCACGCUUCCGGGAAGAAAAGGAGCUUAAACAAAAAUUAGAAUAUUUCACGCAGAAUGAAAGUCGACUCCAAAGCGAUGACGAAGCGACAAGGAAACUAUAUUUGGCGGAAAUAAAUCUUUACACACACCAGACUUUUCAAUCUCUCGAUAUGAUUGCGCAAGAAUUGGAAAUGUUAUCUCAGAUGCGAAACGCGCCUCCCGUCUCAACUCUACAGAAUGAUCCAAGAAGCAGAGAGACGGACAAAAACAGCUAUUCCGAAAGACUAGAUGGUCCUCUCAGCCAACUCUUCAAGGGCGGCCGCUCGGGUCCACUGCUCAGCAAAUCCGGAAAACCUUUACAACCAUUCACACUCACAAAUAAGCGUACCGAGCUGCAACAAGGCGUUUUUAGAUCAGGACAUAAUCUGCCUACCAUGAGCAUUGAUGAGUAUUUGGAAGAGGAACGUAGGCGUGGCGGUAUUUUGGAAGGAGGAACAAGCAAUGAAAUGCCGGAACCUGAUGAGGAUGAUUUGGAUAAAGCCGAUGAAGAGACUAUGAAAGCACGUGCUUGGGAUGAGUUCAAGGAAGAUAAUCCCAGGGGUUCGGGGAAUACCUUGAAUAGGGGCUGA
This is a messenger RNA of Talaromyces amestolkiae, 1059 nucleotides long. RefSeq lists its product as uncharacterized. Gene Ontology annotation, cellular component: cytosol. Gene Ontology annotation, biological process: regulation of dephosphorylation; regulation of signal transduction. The record is from RefSeq and is a predicted model, not a curated record. The coding region runs from base 1 to 1059 and encodes 352 amino acids. NCBI's taxonomy places the organism in Eukaryota, Fungi, Ascomycota, Eurotiomycetes, Eurotiales, Trichocomaceae. The transcript is spliced from 2 exons. Gene Ontology annotation, molecular function: protein phosphatase 2A binding.